AUGGCGCAGCGCCGCCUCACCGACUUUUACUCUCGCCGCCGCAGCGGCCCUCCGGCCGUCCUGCCGCGGGCCAAGCAGGCCCUGCGCACUCCCAGCCCCGCGAAGUCGGCGCCCCGCGCCACAGCCCUUACCCCUAGUGGCCCGCUCAGCGGCAGCCGCAAGCGCGCCCGCUGCGCCGCAGCCCUUGUGCACGAUGAGCCCUCGCCGCCCGCGCGCAGGAGGCUGCAGCUGCCACCGCCACCCUCCCCGGAGCCAGCCGAUGCGGCCCUCAGCCCCAGCUCCCCGGUGGCCCCUGGCUCCGCAGCCCCAGCUCCUCGCAAGAAGAUAAAAAAGGUCACUCUCCCAGCAGGCCAGCAUCCCCGCCUGGCGACCCAGGGGGACAAGGACACCGUGUCUGAGCUCCAGGCAUGCCUGCAGCGGGCGCAGGAGCUGGGCGCACGAGUCCAGGCACUGAGAGCCCGGUUGGAAGAUGCCAGCGAGAGCAGCACGCCAAAGUCCGAGGGGCGCCCAGCGGAACCAUGCAGGGAGAAGGCACCCGCCUACCAGCGCUUCCAUGCCCUGGCCCAGCCUGGCACCCCCGGUCUGGUCCUACCCUACAAGUUCCAGGUGCUGGCCGAGAUGUUCCGAAGCAUGGACACCAUAGUGAGCAUGCUGCACAACCGUGCCGAGACUGUGACUUUCGCCAAGGUCCAGCAGGGCGUGCAGGACAUGAUGCGUAGGCGCUUUGAGGAGCGUAACGUGGGCCAGAUCAAAACGGUGUAUCCUGCUUCCUACCGCUUCCGCCAGGAGCGCAACGUCCCCACCUUCAAGGACGGCAUCAAGCGGUCGGACUACCAGCUCACCAUCGAGCCGCUACUGGACCCGGAGGCCGGUGGGGUGGCUCCCCAGCUCACAGCAUCAUGGCUCCUGCAGCGGAGGCAGGUCUUCAGCCGUAACCUGGUAGCACGGGUCAAGGAGCAUCAUGUGGCCUUCCUGGCGGCCCUGGACCCCCCAGUGGAGGUGCCCGAGGACCAGCUAACCCGCUGGCACCCACGCUUCAAUGUGGACGAGGUGCCUGACAUCGAGCCAGCUGAGAUGCCCCAGCCACCACCCACGGAGAAGCUGGCCACUGCCCAGGAGGUGCUGGCCCAAGCUCGAAGCCUAAUGUCGCCCAGGAUGGAAAAGGCCUUGAACAACCUGGCCUCGCGCACAGCCGAGCCCAGCACCCCUGGAUCCCCCAGCCCUGCCCCACUGGUCACACCACCCACCACCCCCAGUGCCCUUAAGGGGGUGUCACAGGCCCUGCUGGAACGGGUCCGGGCCAAGGAGGCGCAGAAGCAGCUGGCACUGAUGACGCGGCGCCCAGAACAGGAGCUGCGGCUGCAGCGGCUUGAGCGGCUGCCCGAGCUGGCCCGCGUGCUGCGCAGCGUCUUCGUGUCUGAGCGGAAGCCGGCACUCACCAUGGAGACAGCCUGUGCCAGAAUGGUGGGCAGCUACCGCACCCCCAUGAGCCCUGGGGACAUGGAGCAGCACCUUCAGCUGCUCGCCGAGCUGCUCCCGGACUGGCUCAGCCUGCACCGGGUCCGCGCCGACACCUACCUCAAGCUAGACAAGGCCGCCGACCUUGCGGGCCUCACUGUACGGCUGACCCGCCUGGCCCGUGCCGAGGAGGGGCUGUGA
Molecule: messenger RNA, 1659 nt
Organism: Orycteropus afer afer
Lineage: Eukaryota; Metazoa; Chordata; Mammalia; Tubulidentata; Orycteropodidae
Source: RefSeq, a predicted model, not a curated record